Spizellomyces punctatus DAOM BR117 is the source of this 2810-nucleotide messenger RNA. RefSeq lists its product as uncharacterized. Gene Ontology annotation, cellular component: ribonucleoprotein complex. NCBI's taxonomy places the organism in Eukaryota, Fungi, Chytridiomycota, Chytridiomycetes, Spizellomycetales, Spizellomycetaceae. Gene Ontology annotation, molecular function: RNA binding. Bases 26 to 2650 code for a protein of 874 amino acids. The transcript has 2 exons. The record is from RefSeq and is a predicted model, not a curated record.
ACCCAAUCCUACCUCACAAAAUUCAAUGGCAAUGUCACCAGUAUCAAACACCUUUGACAGAUCGUCGUCUCUAAGACAAGUUUCGAGUGCACAUGACGAGUCAUCCCAACGCAGAACUGUCUAUGUUGCCGUACCCAGAGAUCAUGACCACGUAUCACUUCGCGAGAUCCUCCUGGAUACCGUCGACGGCAUAUCAAAAAUCCACUUUGCACACGGCAACCUCUUUCUCAUCUUUAAUAAUUCAUCCCAAGCCGACGCUGCGAUCGCCACCAUCAAUGACUCUUUGCACAUCAAAGCCCAAGUGGCACGCACUGAUCUACAUGACGACACACACAAUCCCGACCAACGACGACAUUCAAAUGAGCCAAGUGCCACCCUCAUCAUUUCAGCACCGAGAUUUUUUACAAAAGAUCUACUGGAGCGACUUUUACAAACGUAUCCUGGAUUCGAGUCCACAGAUGGCCGUAAGGCGCAUUUUUCGGAUGCCAUAUGGGCCUGCAAAGCCUUGGUUGAUGUGAACUCGGGGACAAACCUCACAGCACAAUUUGGCCGGCUGGCACAGAGUCUUGAGGUGGAGCGAAAUGGAGAUGAACGGCCAAAGGUCACUGUAGGGGAAGGUCGAGUUCGCAUAUCAAGGUCGGUGGAGAUCCGGGACAUUCCACGCAGUUCAAACUUUUCCCUUGUUAAAGACAUGCUCGGGAUGCUAUCGCUUUACCGAGGAUUUGUCAAAGUUGCAUUCCAGCCGGGAAAUGUAUGUUUUGUGGAUUUUGCGGAUCCGGAAUCCGCAACAACUGCCAUCUCUCGGAUUCGAGCGACGACUCAAAUGACUGCAGUAGCUGCUUUCAAACGACCGAACGAUCCGGGGCAUUUCCCACUGGAGAGACUCGCAUCUGCCCUGUUUGUUCGAUUGGAGCCAUUUCUAAAGGAGAAGGAUGCGCGAGCACUAUUUGAUGCUAUGGAAGGGUUCCAGGAAAUUGUCGCUGCAGGGCAGAAUCACUGUAUUGUGCGAUUUAAUUCAACGACAUCCGCGCAAGAGGCCCUUGAACACCUGCGUCGGGCGACGAAUCUUGUCAUUAAUUAUGCAAAAAAUCAACGGCGAGGCCAAUCUGCAUCAAAGUCACUUCCCAAUCCUACCGGGAAAUCAGUAGAGGUACGACAUUCGGCCGACAUGAACGAGCUACCGGGAGUAAGGGUAACAAACCCUCCGUUCGGUGCAAACGCAAAGGAAUUAUUCUCCAUUUACAAUGGGUUCAAGCGCCUCAUUUGCGAUGAAGAUGGAUCAUUGAUUGGUCUUUACGAAUCAGAAGAUGCCGCAAAACGCGCUCUCGCCGAGCUUCGUCGCUCCUUGAGCUCUGAACCGACAUUGGUGCGAAAGUCAUACUCAACGUACCGACCAUCUGACGAUGUUGUACCGUCCGCCGUACUUUACGUGGAUCUUCACGCUGCCCUCACUGAAGGCCAGGCGAAGAGACUAUUGUCCGCGUACAAUGGAUUUGUAGAUUUCAAAGUAUUUAUGAAAACCUCUGGAGACCAAUACGGCCUCGUACAAUACGCAUCGUUAGCGCAUGCGAAAAUCGCGUUGGAGGAUAUAUUGGCUACAACAAAUUUGCGGGUCAACUAUUCCAGAAAAGGUGAAACAGCUUUUGGCGCUGGCGGUAACCAAGUGCCGAAGCGCAGAGGGUCAUCCAGAUCCGGAGGAUCGUCGACAGUAGCAAGCCGAGAAAAUGUUUCUACAAGAUUGGAUGAGGACGAGAUUGAAUUUGACAAGACAUCUCCGCCGCAGCUGAAAAACUCUAUCGUUGAUGAAUCGGCCAGAACACCCACUACUGCCGGCCCGAAAUCCACCUUACACCUUACCUCACCACCACCCAACAAAGCUGUCCUUAAAAACUUUCUAAUUAAUCAAGUGGGCGCUACCCGAGUUAUGCUCAAACGCCUAACACGUCCCAACCUGUCUACAACGGGCGGUGACUACUGUUUUGUACUUUUCACCACUGCCGAAGCAGCCAGCCGAGCCAUCCCCAAAAUUGUCGAACGGUGGCCGGCAUGCAGCGUCGAUUACGCUCGCAACGAAUACGUAUCUGAGACUGUCAAUGAAUUGGAGAUUGGAAAAGAAUCCAAAGUUCUGUACAUUUUGACGCUGUAUUCGGUAACUUACAGCGAAUUGGAUGAGAUUUUGAGAGAAUAUGAGGGAUACAAGGAAUUGGAGUAUGCCCCUCAUCACUCGCGAGCAUAUUUCAACACCGUCGCGAACGCCCGCAACGCAUUAGAAGACCUCAAUAAAACAACAGGAUUCCAAUGCGCCUUUUCAAACGUCUCGAAUCAACGCUCUCAUCCUGACUCUGCUAAACGCGGAAACCGCCGCAUCCAAGGUCGACACGUGAAUGGAAGUGCUGUCGAUGAUACCAGAUCCACUGAUCAGUGGGAUAAGGACCGUGAUGAUGCUAAUGAAGGUGAAGGUACGAAAAUGAAAAAGGAGACUGAAAAACCGCUGAAAACGAGGAGGUAUAAGCAUUCGGGGCCUGGUAGUGGGAGUGGGAGUGAUAAAAACAGACGCAACGGCAGUGGGACAGAGAAUGGUGCGAAAAGAGAGGUCGCUGAUGUGGUGCAGGCUUCUGAACCCGCUUUCUUGAAUGAUGUGCAGCGGUAAAACAAGUUGUAGAUUCUGUCAUUUCGUGCUCAAUGCAGUGGCGUUGUAGCGUUUCCAUCGACAAUACAAUGAUGUUUGCACCCUGGCCUACCUUGUUCCCCUGACUGUUGAGAUAUGCGUAUAGGGUACAAAAAACGUUGCAUAACAGAUUACUUAUGGC